UAAUUUAUUCAUCACGUUGUCGUCCGAAAGUGUGUUAUGGUGGAAGAUAGUUGGGAAAAUAGUAAACACCACUGAAAAGUCAGCUUUAAGCAGAGGCAUCGCCUGUUCGUGACCACAAAUAACAACUGCGACACUGCCAAGAAUGUCUGCCUCUCCAGUCCAGCGCCAAAUAGUCUCUAGUCAAGCAAUCCCAACGCGUCGGGUACUUUUAAAUGACCCGUCGCAACUUCCACACGAUUACAGUACAACGCCUGGUGGAACUUUAUUUUCGACCACGCCAGGAGGUACAAGAAUAGUGUAUGAACGCCAUUUCUUGAUGCAGUGUCGCAAUUCUCCCUUGGCCAAAAGUCCUCCUCCAAACCUUCCCAAGAUCCCAGGUGUAACUACUGUUCAAGAGGAAAAGGGAGAGCUGAUGAAGGAAAAUGGUAUGGGGAAGGAAGAAAGAAGUGGCAAGGAGAAUGCAAAUCAUAAAGAAACCUCAGGGGAUGAACCUCAGUUCCAUAUGGAUAUCUAAGUCGCUACUCGCAUGUCUUUCAAGUAACCGCCAAGAAAAAGAUGAAAAUUAAGAAGCAAAGUGAAUGCUGGAUAAAAAUGCAAUGGUUUCUAAUUGCUGUAUAACUAACUUGGUAAACAUAUGUAAUGAACACAGUCAGAAAAGAGGAUUUAUACUUGGUGCAAUUGAAAAAGUGAGAUUUCUCUGGAUGAAGUAUUGUUGGAGAGAUGUUUUUUAAAGCAUGAACAUUGCUUUUUUGUCCACUGUUUUUGUUGUGUUUUUCUUGGCUGAUUUAUAUGUUAAUAUUCACAACUAGUGUAUUGUAUCAAGGCUCUAUAAAGACCAAGCCUUAACUGCUCAUCUUUUAAACCCAAAUAGAAUGUUGUGGAAUCAGAUAAGAAUAUAAAUACAGUGUAAAAAGAUAUAUGUUUAUAGAGAGAAGGGGGGAACUCGGUUCUAAUACCAAAGCUUUCAGUUCAUCUACAGUUGAGUAAAAAGUGAAAGCCCAUUGUUUUUUCAUUACAGCAGCAGAACUCAUUAGUAAUCUUGUUGCUUAUUGGAAAUUUUUUCUAAUAGUUCUAAUCAAAAAUAACUGCUUGUAUAAAUUGGCUACUCUCUUGGUAAGGAAUGAAAGAAUCAUUUUAGUUUUAUGAGAACUUUUUUAUUUGGCAUUUUAGAAGUUAUGCAGAAAGUUCUUGUUAAAUCCUUCAAUCUUGAAUAUAGAUUUUGGGAAUCAAAGAUCUAAAAAAAGUGUCAGAUUAUAUUUAGAUGCCUUUUUCAACCACUGUAUUGCACAGUGAUUAGAUUUGAUCUGUUUUUUAUGCAAGCCAGACCUGUGAAAGGGUAUGUUAGUUGUUAGUGUACUACAUAAAGUAGAAAUUGUUUAAAUUGCAGAAUUAUUUUUAUUGAAUCACUAUCUACAUUUGUAAUGUGUUGGAGUUUGCAUAACUUAAUCUUUAGUUUUAUAAUCUAAAGUAAGACAUUCAACAAAGUCUCUUUAUGAUAGAUGCAUAGCAUCAUAUCACAUAUACCAAUACAGACGUGUGAGGAGGAAGCUGUGGGGAAACAAUUGUAGCAUGGUCUGUGAUACGGCAUCUAACAUAUUGCUUAUUUGAUUUCAUUCACAGUGGAUUGUCAGGGUAAUUGCUAGAUCAUUGCCCUGUUUGACAGUCAAAAAAGAAAAAAUACAUAAAAACAUAAAGAAAGAAAAAAAUAUGACUGACAUUUGGAUCAGCAGAAAUAAUGUUUUACUUUAAUUUCUGCUAGUUUCCACUAAGUUGUUCACCCUGAAAAUUUGUGCUAGCCAAAUGACUUAUUGGAUGUGUAAGUUGAUAAUGAAGUGGACUCUUCAUAAUGUGGGGCAUAACAUUCAGGGUUGUGAAAAGGACAUGGUGAACUUUAUAAAAUGUCAACAUGAUGACAAUGUUGCUGA
Lingula anatina is the source of this 1925-nucleotide messenger RNA. Its product is annotated as eukaryotic translation initiation factor 4E-binding protein 1. NCBI's taxonomy places the organism in Eukaryota, Metazoa, Brachiopoda, Lingulata, Lingulida, Lingulidae. Gene Ontology annotation, cellular component: cytoplasm. Gene Ontology annotation, biological process: negative regulation of translational initiation. Gene Ontology annotation, molecular function: eukaryotic initiation factor 4E binding. The record is from RefSeq and is a predicted model, not a curated record.